Molecule: messenger RNA, 1233 nt
Organism: Medicago truncatula (barrel medic)
Lineage: Eukaryota; Viridiplantae; Streptophyta; Magnoliopsida; Fabales; Fabaceae
Product: disease resistance protein RPV1
Exons: 2
Coding region: 131-1024 (297 amino acids)
Biological process (GO): signal transduction
Source: RefSeq, a predicted model, not a curated record
CAUAGGGUCCCAUUUCAUCAUCAUAUUUUCAUUAUAUAGUUACCUUCACAAGUUUUUUUCUUUAGGAACAUUCAAAGUUUAAAUCAACGUAUAUAUUUCCAUUCAAUAGCACGCUAGCUUUCAAACACUCAUGGCAUUCAUUUUUCCUCCUCCUUCUUUUACACCCAAGAUUCCUCAACAAAUCCACGACGUUUUCCUCAGCUUCAGAGGCGAGGACACUCGCUAUACUUUCACAAGCCACCUUUACGCCGCGUUAACCAGACUUCAAAUCAAAACUUACAUCGACAAUGAGCUCGAAAGAGGUGAUGAAAUAUCACCUUCACUUCUCAAGGCAAUCGAUGAUGCAAAAUUAUCCGUAAUUAUCUUUUCGGAAAAUUAUGCUUCUUCUAGAUGGUGUUUGGAGGAGCUUGUGAAAAUCUUGGAAUGUAAGAAAAAUAAUGGGCAAAUUUUAGUUCCUAUUUUCUACCAUGUUAACCCAACAAAUGUAAGGAAUCAAACGGGUAGCUAUGGGCUUUCUUUGGCAGAGCAAGAAAAACGUAGGGACAUGCAUAAGGUUCAAACAUGGCGGCUAGCUUUGACAGAAGCUGCCAAUUUCUCUGGCUGGGAUUGCUUGGGCACAAGGAACGAGUCUGAGCUAGUAGAACAAAUUGCAAUGGACAUAUUACAAAAGCUAGACUCUAUAACAAGUGGAGGAUUAGAAAGACGAAUCAACAAAUACAAGCAAAUUGCACAACAAAAACUUGAGAAAUCCCUUAGAACAGGUAAUCUUGCAGACAUGGAAGAAUUGAUCACAACAUUGUACCAACUUGCUGAACUAAAAUUGGAGAAAGCCACAAAAUCAAAUGACUCAAGUGAUUGGGGUGAUGUUUUGGCUACAUACGAACGUAUCAUGCAACUUAAACAAGACAAGUGGAUGCGUACGUUUAAUGCACAAGAUUUGGAGGAAUUAAAGGCUGCAAGGAACCAUGUAUUGCAUAUUCAGAGGGAGCAAUUCAAUAGUAAGAUGGGUUUCCGUGGUAUAUAGAUGCAGUUAUUCAUCAUGAACAAGUGCCGUCUUUCUAAACUUUUAAUUUGAAUUGUUUUAAUGCUUUAAAUACAAUGUUGAAAGAUAAGCAUCAUUGUAUUAAUACUAGCUUGGAAACCCGUGCCAAGCAAGGAUUAAAAUUCCGACUAUUAUUAUUAUUUUUAUAUAAAAUCUAAUUAAACAGUAAAUUCAUUAUUUUAUACACAAUA